This is a messenger RNA of Eupeodes corollae, 2975 nucleotides long. Its product is annotated as transmembrane reductase CYB561D2-like. Bases 342 to 1145 code for a protein of 267 amino acids. NCBI's taxonomy places the organism in Eukaryota, Metazoa, Arthropoda, Insecta, Diptera, Syrphidae. Gene Ontology annotation, molecular function: transmembrane monodehydroascorbate reductase activity. The transcript is spliced from 4 exons. The record is from RefSeq and is a predicted model, not a curated record.
UGGAGAUCAAGAUCGGUCUUUUUUUAAUGCAGAUUCGAUCUACUCGUAUGUACAAGACUAUGAAGGUUUUUCAAUAUAACAUCUAAAAUUACAUAGAGCUUCACGGUUAAAUGAUUUAGAAAAGUACAAAAAUCGGCAAAACUACAAAAAUAUCAAACAUCAAACAAAUAGAUUGUUGUUUUCCAUGAGAAUGAAGGUAUUUGGCAAAUAUUAAAUUGCACGAGUGAAAAUAGAUUAGGGUACCACUUAGCAAAUAUUCCCAAAUAACUGUGGGGUCAACCAAAACGUACACCUACAUUAUCAGCAAAGUCUUACGAUAAGAAUUCAUAUAAUACAGGCAGAUGGGAGUCGAAACAUUAGACGACAUAAAACCAGAAACUCGACAAUCCAGCAGUAGUACAGAGAACAGUCAAGUCAGUAACACUACGUUUCUUCUACAGACAAGAUCGAUUAGUUAUACAAACAACAUGCCCAUUGAAGACUCAAAUCGCACGACCAGCAAAUGGCUUCGACUUGAAUUUAGCUUGAAUUUACUUAAUCAUAUUUUCAUCGGAUUCGUAACAAUAUAUAUGAGCUGGAUGUGUAUUAACUUGGAUUUAAAAAAGACAGCGUUGCAUGCAUGGCUUUGCACGUUGGGGUUCAACUUUUUAAUGGCAGAGGGAUUAAUGACACAUUAUAAUGGAAAUGUCAUGUUGUUUUACUAUUCGAGGAAGACAAAAACCACAAUUCACUGGGUUCUUCAAGCCUUGGGUGGCAGUCUUGGGAUUGUGGGUGCACUUUUGAAAAUUAUUGAAAAACCCGUGCAUUUUACAACCAUCCAUGGAAAAGUUGGCUUAGCUGCUAUGAUCAUUUGUGGUUUGAGUAUGCUUACUGGACUGAGUGCUCUCUAUUCUCAAAGUUUGAAACGUCUACUUCAACCGCUCUUAAAUAAAAGCGUUCACAACUUUUUGGGCAUAUCUGGAUUUGUUUUGGCGAUGGUUGCUCAAUAUUACGGAUAUGAGACGAGAUUUUUCAUGUUCCAAACCGAUGAUAGUUUCCGAACUAUGAUGCAAGUUGUUACAAUAUUUUCGAUUAUUUGCUGCUGCUUAGGACCUUUAAAGGCUCUUUGGGAAAAGUGUAAAAAUAUCAAAGAAAGUUAUCAAUAGGUGUGAAAUAGUAAAUAAUUUAAUUCAAGUUAUAACGACAGAAAUAAUUUAAUUUUCAAACCCAUUUGCAAAGUAAUAGAAUUAGAAUUAGAAUUAGAAUUUAGAAUUAGAAACAUUUUAUUCAUUCAUUUUUUCAUUUCCAACUUAAAACUAGUACAAUAGCAAGUGUAUACAAAAAAAAAGGAAUAAAUAAUAGCUAUCAUUCUUUAACUUGAAAGUUAGUAUUGAAUGAUACAUUGUGAUUUAAUUUUAAUUUUACAAUAAUUAGAAACUGUUGUGGGGUGACAAUCAGCAAUACAAAUAAUAAAACAAUGGUUCAAUGAGUUAAGUAAAUCAAUAAAUAUUUUAAAGAUAGUAUAACUGAAUAUAAAAAGAGUAGGUAUAUACAUACAUUCAUAGGUAAUAAAUAAUUCAUCAUAAAAUUCAUUCAAAAAUAACAACAAAAUGGUACAUUUUUUAUGAUUAAAAUAAAAUGUUCAUAAUUAAUUUAGAGUGCAAUAGGCUAAGAUGAUUAGCGUUACAUGCAAAUGUCGUUGUUAAUUUCCAACUAAGUCGAAGUUUUUGUAGCAAUACUAAAAGUGUAAAAAGUCGCUUUCAAAAUUGCCGCAUUUUCUUUGUUUUUAUGUUUUCCAGAGAAACAAACAUUGUUCUAAUCUAAAAAGCUCAAUUUAGUCAUUUAGUGUUUCUUUAAAAAUUCAACAUCAGCUAGUUAUUUCUGUAGGUGAUUUCAAAUGAAAAUUGUCGGUUUAAUGUUCUCAUCUGUGAUAAUAUUUGAAUGAAUAAACAAACAAAAUCAAUGAAAUAUUAAAUUAUUUCUAUAUAUAAGAGUGAAAUAGCUCUAUUUAUCGAUUUAUCGAAUUGAUCGUUUUUGAAUGUUAUUUAUCGCAAAUCACCUUAACCGAUCCCACACCAGAAGCGAUUAAAUGAGAUAACAAUUAUGAAAUCAUUUGCUGGUAAUUUUACAUAAACACAAAUCUUUUAUCAGGUUUAAUAAUGGAGACCUUUAUGAAUUAAGGCAAGAUAUUCAUAUUAAAGAAAUAAUAUAUUAUAUAUGACGGGAAAACAUACAUAUACAUAUGUAUGGGAUCGGGUAAAAAUUCUGGCUUCAAAAUUCUGCUUUUCAGAAUUCUGCUUUUUUAACGAAAAUUCUGCUUUUCAAAAUUCUGCUUUUUUUGUCUGGUUUACAAAAUUCUGCUUAUCAAAAUUCUGCUUUUUAAAAUUCUGCUUUUCAAAAUUCUGGAAAUUUAUAUUUAAACAAAAUUCUGCUAAUACUGCUUUUUUUUUAAUAGUACAUUUAUUAACGGAAAAGUCAAUUUAACAUGGUUUUUGUUUCAAUUUUAACAAAAAAAAUAAAAAUUUCGUCUUUUAAUAAUUAUAAACAAUAAUUGAUAAUAGAGCAAAAAUACCAACAUCAAAAACAGCAAAAAUUAAUUGCGUCUAAACAUCUCGCGCAAGCGAGAGGAUAAUUUUACAAAAUUCUGGAAAUAAUAAAAUAAAGCGCGCGCUUUUUAACAUUUUCCAAACCUUAUUUUUAUUAUUUCCAGAAUUUUGUAAAACAGAAUUUUGAAAAACAGAAUUUUGAAAAGCAUAAUUUUGAAAAACAGAAUUCUGAAAAGCAGAAUUUUGAAAGCAGAAUUUUGAGAAGCAGAAUUUUGAAAGCAGAAUUUUGACAAAAGAAUUUUGACCCCGGCCGAAUUUUGACCCCAACCCAUAUGUAUGUAUAACUUUUUAAUGCACCUUAUGUAAUUAGGUAACUAUGUUUCCUAAUAUUAGAUGUCACAAUUAACGAUCGGAAUUUAUACUAUUAUAAUUAUUCAUGACGAGGCAUUU